Leptopilina boulardi is the source of this 703-nucleotide messenger RNA. RefSeq lists its product as uncharacterized. The record is from RefSeq and is a predicted model, not a curated record. The coding region runs from base 136 to 456 and encodes 106 amino acids. The transcript is spliced from 2 exons. Lineage: Eukaryota; Metazoa; Arthropoda; Insecta; Hymenoptera; Figitidae.
UCCCAGAAAUAAUUGUCCCUUGGUGGUCACCAAUAAUUGAGAAAGCUGCGGCCAAGCGAAACCGUAUAUAUAAAAUACUUGCUUCAACAAUUUCUCUCCUCAGUUUCGUUAGAGACGAUAAAGUCAACCGAAGUCAUGGGAUUUUUGAAAUUGGGAUUGAUAUUCUUUUGUGGAAUCUGUAUGGUAAUGGGCGGAACACGUUAUAUUGCAAUUCCCAUCGAAGGAAUCGACGUCAUCGAGCUGAAUCCAAUUUCUCCACCCUCGUCUAGACUCCCACGCGAAACGGAGACUUACGUGCCAGUGGCAGUUUCUAAUAUCCAUCCUGACAGUAUUGAAAAUCCGGUCCAGAGAACUGAGAGAUCAUCAGCUCAUAUUCUUGACUAUGUUGAUUUUGGCGCACACACAGGAGCCAAUGGAGCUUACACUUGGUACACCGAUUAUCCAGCGCGUCAUUAAAUCCAAUUAUUAAAUGAAAAGAGAAAAAAAAUAACUUCUACUCUUUAAAUAUUCAUGGAAAAAUUUUGUUUCCACAUGGAAGAACAUCGUAUUAUCUCUAAAUAAAUGCGUGGGCUAUUAAUUUACACAAAAUCAAUAAGAUAGAGAGAUAAAAAAAAAAUUAUGAAAAAAAUAGUAACUACUUUUUAUAUAUAUAAAAAAUAUAAAAUUAUAAUAUUUUGGAAUAAUAAAAAAGGAGAAAAUCAAA